Molecule: messenger RNA, 1455 nt
Organism: Drosophila novamexicana
Lineage: Eukaryota; Metazoa; Arthropoda; Insecta; Diptera; Drosophilidae
Gene: Lipt1
Product: lipoyltransferase 1, mitochondrial
Exons: 3
Coding region: 13-1254 (413 amino acids)
Biological process (GO): protein lipoylation
Cellular component (GO): mitochondrion; cytoplasm
Molecular function (GO): lipoyltransferase activity
Source: RefSeq, a predicted model, not a curated record
UAAAUAUUUAAUAUGAGCAUACUGUUGCGGCGCAAUUCGAGCCAGCUGCACUUGCUGCAGCGUCUGGGCGUAGCGUCGUCGGCAGCAAUCACGCGGCUCGCAUCGAGCACUAAUGAUAACAACAAUGUAACUGACACUGCAACAACAACAACGACGCCGACGCCGACGACGACGACGACGACAUCUGGCAAUAAGCGCAAAACGCUUGCUGCUGUGGCUGACGCUGAUAUCAAGAAAUCGGUUUUCAUUUCGCAAUCGAGCGACAUCUUCACUAAUUUGGCUCUGGAGGAUUGGCUGUAUAAGAACUUUGAUUUCGGGCAUCAUCAUGUGCUGCUCCUGUGGGUCAACGAGCCGUGCGUUGUCAUUGGCCGCCAUCAGAAUCCGUUUACCGAGGCGAACGUGUCCAAGCUCAUGGAGCGCGGCAUCACGCUGGCCCGUCGCAACAGCGGCGGCGGCGCCGUCUAUCACGAUCGGGGCAAUCUCAACUGCACCUUCUUUACGCCCCGCGAGCGCUACGAUCGCAAGUACAAUCUGAACAUUGUGACGCGCUCCCUGUUCCGCGAGUGGGCCAUUAAGACGGAGAUCAAUGAUCGCGAUGAUAUUGUUAUCGCCAACAAAAAGAUAUCAGGCACGGCCGCCAAGUUGGGUCGUCCCAAUGCGUAUCACCACUGCACCAUUUUGGCCAGCGCCAACAAGCUGCAUCUGGGCGAGUCGCUCGUCAAGGAGCCAGCCAAUUAUAUAAGCCGUGCCACCGCCUCGGUGCCCUCGCCCAUACGCAAUCUGGUCGAUGUUAAUCGCAAUGUUAACGUGCCGCAACUGCUCUCCGCCGUGGGCUAUGAGUAUCUGCGCACCGCAGCGACAGAACUGGAGGAUGGUGGCAGCACCCAGACAAUGAAGCAACGCGGCUUUCAGUUGAUCAAUCCCACGGAGAAAUGGUUCCCCGGCAUUGAGGAGCUGCGCGCCAACUAUAGCUCCUGGGAUUGGGUCAUUGGCAAGACGCCCAAGUUUACGGUGGAAAAAGAGCUCGAGGUGAAGGGCGAUGAGCGUGGCAUGAAGCUCAAACUAAACGUUGAAGUGGAAGCUGGUCUGAUGUCCAAAAUAUGCUUGCAGCUGCCCCAGAGCGAGCAGCUGGUGCCGGUGGUCACUCCGCUGCAGGGCCAAGCCUACAAUGAACAAAAUCUGAACGGCAUUAUGGACGCCCUCAAGCUGGUGUCCACCUCCAAUAUGCAGCAGGCGAUGAACGGCUCAAUUUGAGUUUUGUUUUGCUAGCAGGAUCAACAGCGAUAGUAGUUGCCUCUGUUUUAGCCAUUUCAUAUAUAUAUUACAAUUUGAUUUCAUAUUAUGAUCUAUACAACUGGUCUAAAUACCUGAACUAACCUAGCAUGUAAGAACAUUAAUAUUUUCCAUAUAUAUUUUAUAUACGAUUUGCAAUAAAAACGCGUUACAUGAAAUGUA